Lepus europaeus (European hare) is the source of this 5469-nucleotide messenger RNA. RefSeq names its product BTB domain containing 3 (gene BTBD3). Bases 503 to 2122 code for a protein of 539 amino acids. The transcript has 4 exons. Gene Ontology annotation, molecular function: protein binding. Gene Ontology annotation, cellular component: cytosol. The record is from RefSeq and is a predicted model, not a curated record. Gene Ontology annotation, biological process: cerebral cortex development; neurogenesis; dendrite morphogenesis. Lineage: Eukaryota; Metazoa; Chordata; Mammalia; Lagomorpha; Leporidae.
AGGUGUCACUGUUUUGCUUGGUCCAAUCAUGAUUGGUGACUUCAGCUAUUGGCUCAGAGCACUGGCUGUCUGACUCCAUCUGCAGGGCUGUAAUACCUACUCUCCUCCGAUCCAUUCACCACACAACUUCAGCCGGCUCAACAGACUCGCUCGGCUCCAGCACAUCUUGCUAGCCUAAUUCAGAAAACAAGUGCUACAGCUCUGUGCCUGUCGUCUUCGCUCAGUGUAGCAUUUUCAGGUGAUCUAGGAAACAGUUAUUGUUAUGAACAAAUAAGAAAAACAGGAAUCAUGAAGGGGAUGUAUUUUACAGAUCCAGCACUGGAUAAAACUUAAAAGCCAGUUUCUGUUCAACAUAGUGAAAAGGUCACCUUGCCUGGCUGAGAAAAGAAGCAAAAUAUCGGCUUGUUGGUUUCUGUUAACAUCUUAGCUCGGGCUAGCCUCUUUGCCUUGAUGUUCGAACCAGUUUGGGAUAUCUGGCUAUAAAGAGAGACAUACUGUACUCAUGGUAGAUGACAAGGAAAAGAACAUGAAAUGUCUCACCUUCUUCUUGAUGCUUCCAGAGACGGUAAAGAACAGGUCCAAGAAAAGCUCGAAGAAAGCAAAUACCAGCGGCAGCAGCAACAGCAGCAGCAGCAGCAGUAGCAGCAGCAGCAGCAGCAGCAGCAGCAACAGCAGCAGCAAGUUGCCCCCAGUUUGUUAUGAAAUAAUUACUUUAAAGACUAAAAAGAAGAAGAAGAUGGCUGCUGAUAUAUUCCCCCGUAAAAAACCAGCUAACUCCAGCAGCACCACUGUCCAGCAGUACCACCAGCAGAAUCUCAGCAACAACAACCUUAUCCCAGCCCCAAAUUGGCAAGGUCUUUAUCCCACCAUUAGAGAAAGAAAUGCGGUGAUGUUCAAUAAUGAUUUGAUGGCAGAUGUACAUUUUGUGGUUGGGCCACCAGGUGGGACUCAGCGGUUGCCAGGACACAAAUAUGUUUUAGCUGUUGGGAGCUCUGUGUUCCAUGCAAUGUUUUACGGAGAACUUGCUGAGGACAAAGAUGAAAUCCGUAUACCAGAUGUCGAACCUGCUGCUUUUCUCGCUAUGCUGAAAUAUAUUUAUUGUGAUGAAAUCGACUUGGCUGCUGAUACAGUGCUGGCCACACUUUAUGCUGCCAAAAAGUACAUUGUCCCUCACCUUGCCAGAGCCUGUGUUAAUUUCCUGGAGACCAGCCUGAGCGCCAAGAACGCCUGUGUGCUGCUGUCCCAGAGCUGCCUGUUUGAAGAGCCAGACCUGACCCAGCGUUGCUGGGAGGUGAUCGACGCCCAGGCUGAGUUAGCCCUCAAGUCCGAGGGGUUUUGUGAUAUUGACUUUCAGACAUUAGAAAGUAUCCUCCGCAGGGAAACCCUGAAUGCCAAAGAAAUUGUGGUUUUUGAGGCAGCUCUCAACUGGGCUGAAGUAGAAUGCCAGCGACAAGAUCUAGCCCUGAGCAUUGAGAAUAAACGCAAAGUCCUAGGAAAGGCACUUUACUUGAUCCGCAUACCCACAAUGGCCCUUGAUGACUUUGCCAAUGGUGCUGCACAGUCUGGAGUACUAACUCUCAACGAGACCAAUGACAUCUUCCUCUGGUACACUGCAGCCAAAAAGCCCGAGUUGCAGUUUGUGAGUAAAGCCCGCAAGGGACUGGUUCCCCAGCGCUGUCACCGUUUCCAGUCGUGUGCCUAUCGGAGCAAUCAGUGGCGCUACCGGGGUCGCUGUGACAGCAUCCAGUUUGCAGUUGAUAAAAGAGUGUUCAUCGCUGGCUUUGGGCUGUACGGCUCCAGCUGUGGCUCUGCAGAAUACAGUGCCAAGAUUGAACUCAAGCGGCAGGGGGUCGUCCUGGGGCAGAACUUGAGCAAGUACUUCUCGGACGGCUCCAGCAAUACCUUCCCCGUGUGGUUUGAGUACCCAGUGCAGAUAGAGCCAGACACCUUCUACACAGCCAGUGUGAUCCUGGAUGGCAAUGAACUCAGCUACUUUGGACAGGAAGGCAUGACGGAAGUUCAAUGCGGCAAAGUGACUGUCCAGUUUCAGUGCUCCUCAGAUAGCACUAAUGGCACUGGGGUACAGGGAGGGCAGAUCCCCGAACUUAUAUUCUAUGCUUGAAAACUCACUUCCUGAAGCGUGUGAGCUAGAGGUGCACAUUUGGUCCCUACUUGCUUGAGGCUUAUUAGCUCAUCUGCAGAUAUUUGAUCAGUGCAGGUAAUUUGCAGUGAAUGAAGCAGUAGGCAGUUUUCUUUUCUUUUUUUAAAAUUUCUUUUAAAUUUUUAAAUUAUGUAUGAGCAAAAAUGCACCUGCAUCCGCUUUUACCUAGAUGCUUAAAAGAGCCAAGUUACUUAGGCUGUGUAGUUUUUAGAGUUGCUGUAAAAUUUGGGAAGGGGGGUUUCAUGCUCUCUCAAGUGCCCCACUGACCUUCCAGAUUUGUCCCUCUGAAGACAAUUUUGGAUCACCUAGGAUUUCCUUUCAGAUUUUAUUUAAUGAAUAGAGGUAAAUAAUCUAAAAUAAUGACAUCUAGAGUUAUUUUAAAGCAGAACCCUCCCCCUCCAGAAAAAAAAAAAAAAACAGAUAAACCUCAGUGUACAGUUUUAAAAGAUGUUUUCCUUUGUAAGAAGUUGUGAUUUAGAAUGUAGAUGGUAGUCAUGUUUGGCUCUUAUUUUAUUUCUUUUAAAGUUGAUAUUUCGGGAUUUUGUUUUUUAAAAAUUCCUAAAUUCAUAAAAUUGUUUCAUUUUAAACACUUCAAAGGAAAAUAAAGAAUUGGGCGCUAUGACUUCUGCUUCGAGCAGAUUUAGGCUUUGUUUAAAAAACAAAAUAUUGCAAUAUACUUCCUUUAGAAGUAACUAAAUUAUAAAGCUUUAUUAAUAGAAAAAAGUUGUAGGCCUGCUAAUUUAGACUAAAACUAUUUAAAAAGGAAGCCUAAAUAUGUCUCAUACUACAGGAGGUUUAAUUAAUGCCACAUUAGCAUACACAGUUGGAUAAGCCAAACUCUUCUCACCACUUAGCUUCUAAUCCCCUCUGUCUGCUUGUUUUUUGUAAAUUGCACUGUAUAAAGUUCUUCUACCCUUUUUCCCAUUAAAAAGGACCAAACACUUCUUUACAGGGAUGGAGUAACGGUUUUGUAGCACUAUAUGUAAAUGUGAUGAUACUUUUACUCAUUUUUUUUUAUCUGAAAUACACUUUAGCUGAUCUUCUUUGACCAUAUACUAUCUUCUUUAAUCAUUAUAAUUCUGUACUGUUCCUGGACUGCUAGGUGGCCUCUGGCCAUCUGAAAGUGCCAAUAUAUGCCUGCAGGGUUUUGAAAAAAUGAUCUGGAGCGACACACUUGAGUAUAGCUAAUAUUCAUUACAUCAGCAUCACAUCCAGCUUCCUUAUUUGCCCAUAUCAAUGUAAAUAAAGGAAGGAAAAGUGCAUUAAAAAAUUCUCCUUCAGAGAUGGCUUGUGUUGGUUUAGUGCCUGUAACAAUGGAGUGCCCAGUGUGUUCAUUUCCAGUUGAAGUAUCCAUGUGUUUCUGGGCAGAUUGUCUGCUCAGUAUCAUCCUGAGAUGGCUUCCCCCGCCACCCAGAGUGUGGUCCCUGGCCACCUCCUUCUCCUGCUCUGCAAGCCCUAACCUGGCUUGUCUGGAGCCAGGGGUUAGUCUAGGGGUGUGCGUGUAUGUGUGUGUGUGCAUGCGCACCCAUGUGCAUGCAAGCAUGGUCGCCAACUCGGGUUCCUCCCUGCCUGGCUGCUGAGAGUGGGACAGGAAUAGUCCCCCUGCUGGGCCCAGCAAGGCCCAGCAAGGCCCCUGAGUGACUGCCCUUAUUUACUGUGCUUCUGGGCUGCUUUUUCCCCCCUGCAGAUGUGGGCUUGUCGCCUUCGGCCGGCUUCCCUGAUGGAGGAGAACACUGGAUUAGGGGAAAUGUUUUACUCACUUUUGCCGUUACCUGUGUCUGUUAGCAUCUGUUAGCAUAGAUCAGAAGCUGUUACUGGUGAUUAUAGAUGAGUACUCCCAGGACAACUUUCCAAAGUUAUCUAACAGUCAUUUCUUAUUAGGGAAAUUACAGGUAGUAGUUUUGGCAAAGCAUUGAUGAAGAAAAGGGUACAUUUUCAGUGGAAACAAAAAAAAAAAAACCCACUUAUACAAAGGAUUUUGUUUUUAAAUCAUGGUUAAACAUUUCAGUAACUUGUAGCUGCCGAGCAAACUGGUAGACUUGAUUAGAAGGCACUCAGUCUUAAGCCAGAGGAGAAGAGAGUUAAUUUACAUUAAUUUCAUCCUAUCAGGUUGUUGAGUUGGUUGUGAUAGCUGGCCUUAGCGUGAACAUCUUUCUUUCGUUACCACUCACUGUCAGCGCUCCUGCUAGAUGCCCUCCAUGUGCCUAAGAAACUGCUGGGUGAAAGCCGCUUGAGAUCUGUACACUGGGUAUGGAAGAACCUAAUUUGUUUUAUAUUAUUGUUACUUUAAAAAAAAAUGACAUACCCACCAUGUGCAUGGCUACGGCCAAGAGCUGUGGGUAAAAUUGGGAAACUCUUUUUAGAUUAAGAAAAAUUAUAUUUUAAGCCCUAUCCUUCUUUCUGCAUUUUCAGCAAAAUGGAACGAAGGCUAAUGUCUUUGCUUUAUUUUCUUGGAUAAUCUUGAAUUUUGUAGCUUUUGCAGCUAGAAACCAUUGUUCUUACAAGGCAGGCAACUCUAGCGUAUAAACACAACUUUAUUAAACAGAAUACGCUGUAGAUGCUUUUCCCAAUUUAUCUGGCAGUCUUUGUUGUUGUUAAUUCUGGGGAUCAAGGGGAACUAGGCUAGCAGUUCUAUUGUAACAUUCUUUAAGCAUAUUUUAAAAAUAGUAUUUAAGUAAACGGUCUAAUUUCUACAUAAUUAUUGCACUGAACUGUCUGUUGUUUUUUAAGGUGUUUAAGCUCAGCUAAUUCAAGACACUGUAGCCACCUGUGCAUCAGCGUGCUUGAAUUUAGUAGCUUACAGCAUUAUUUAUGAAGGAAAAAUAUAUAAAUAUGAAGUACCUCAUGUUGAAUGUUAUUGUACUGUAUUUUUAAUGUAACAGUGCAGAUCUUGUUAGACACAUGAAUGUGUAUAAUCAUGUUAAAUGCAAAUAAUAAAAUAAAACUGGUUCAUAGACUUGUUUUCCUUAGCAUUUUUGUGGCUCUCUUGACAGUAAAAAGUUAAUUUGGCACAUUUGGUGUCACUCCAUUUUACAGAGAUGGUUUUGCAGAAGCAUUUGUUUGGUGUGUAUUCAGAUAUCUCUGAUCCCUAAAGAAGUAAAAAAUUUGAGGCCAAAACAUAAGAGAACAAUGACUGUGUUAAUCAGUUGCAUUGUUCAAAGCCUAACUGUUAAAUUAAUGAGGGGGAGUGAAUGGAUGCCUUUAUAUUCCUGUUACGGAAUUUGUGGUUGCCUGGCAUUCCGAAGCUAUCCUUGCUCAAAUGUCUGGAUCUCCUUGUACUAAGGGAGCGUCGAUACCGAAUGACAUCU